GGGUGGGUGUGUUUGAAGGUGAACUUGUAGCAUAUGGUAAUCAGUCAGUGGCGGAGAGCUGUAUAAGUAUGCAGGCUGCAAGCGACACAGAUCACUCCUCUCCUUUGAUACUCCUGGCAGAAGCUUUCAUUUGCCUAUCUACACUCUCCUCUAUCUCAUCAUGGAUGAUUAUACAAACAGAAGAGGAACAGUGGAACAUUUUAAAAAAUAUGUGCAUUUAAAGCUUGAUGAUUUGAGAGAAGUAGCUCGAGCUUCUGUGUUUGGAAACCAGUACAUUUUCAAAAUGAAUAUUCCUGAAUACCCCAAACCAGAAUUCCAUGUGUCUCAUCUGAAACAUGACACAGGCCGAGAAUCUUUGUGUCAGGUAUACAAAGAUGGAGGCUUCAAGGAUCCUUUAAAUGGCGCAGAGGAACCAGACAAACUGUCUCUGGUGUGGUGGAGUCUGGCUGUGGCACCAGAGGAGAUCUUGUCAGCUGAGAGGAUGCUCCUGGAGAAUACCUUCCCACACCGGACCGAGGAGCAGGCCCACAGACAGCAGAACUUCCUGAUGGACUUUGCCACCUCUCCAGCCUUCGGUGAGAAGUCCAGGUAUGGCUCGUACCGCUUCACCUUCAUGGUGCAGGAGGUGCUUAAGGCCUACAGCGAGCAGUUUUGCUCUGGGAUGCUGCCUGUCAUGCGGGUCUUCAAGACUUCCCUGUACAAACAAGAAGUGAUGUAUGCUGUGCUGGUCCACAGCCCAGAUGAUGACGAGGCUUUCAAACAGUAUCCCAAGCUGGUUGAUGAUCCAAAGGCCGUCUGUGCUUACAGAGAUGGACGUUUCAUCUGGACAUCAGAAGCCAUGUGUGAGACACACCGGUAUGAGUUGAGAAGAGAUGAGGAAAACAACCUGGCAGUCGUUGUUCCUUCCUGUAAUGAAUAUUAUGUCUGGGAUAACGUGGCCCUCGCCCUGUAUGUGAAGAGUGGACAGGUGCUGAAGUUUGAUUCUCAUGAUCUGAAAAAGAACCUCUCAAUCUGUGAGCGUGCUCAAGGUGUACCUCAAUCUGCACCUGGUUUUGAUACUGCCGAAGAGGCUCGAAAACUGGUUACUUCUUUGGGCUGCUGAAGAAGGAGGUUUCACUCGAGCAGUUUCAGAGAGCCCUCUUGUGGAAGAAAAAAAAAGAUGAUGAGAUGAUUAAAAGGAGUCUAAAGGCUGGAGGGAGACAGCAGCUUCAGUCUGAAGUCUCUAAUUCAGCAAACAUAGUCCUUAUUUUUAAGAGAAGAAACAUAUAACUUUAUGUUGGUGUGGUGAAAGCAUUUACAGGGUGUGGAUUUCACGUUUUAUAUUGUAAUGUUUGGUCAUGCCGAGGCUGUCUGGGGUGAUGGUGGAGGUUAUAUACAAACAGAACAGCCAGGAGGAAAGAAAUCAGACAAACUGUUUGACAUGACUUUCAUUUUAAUAGGCCAUCAGCGGUUUGUUUAAUGAACUUCUCGUGCUCACUAAAUUCACAGUAAAAGACAACUGAUAAAACAUACAAGACAAUAUGAGGAGAAACAUAUGAUCACGCGUAUUUGUGCAGUCUUUUUUGUCUGGGUGUGAUGUGUUCAUGUACCUAAAUUAAAGCAAAAUCACUUUG
Messenger RNA from Neolamprologus brichardi, 1613 nucleotides. Lineage: Eukaryota; Metazoa; Chordata; Actinopteri; Cichliformes; Cichlidae. The record is from RefSeq and is a predicted model, not a curated record.